Racocetra fulgida is the source of this 171-nucleotide messenger RNA. The record is from the annotation of a GenBank genome assembly. Lineage: Eukaryota; Fungi; Glomeromycota; Glomeromycetes; Diversisporales; Gigasporaceae.
AUGAGUCAAACAGGAAACAGACAACAUAAUGGAUCUCAAAAUGAUAAAAGAGUAGAAAUAAUUAAUCAUAUAGAAAAUAUAAUCAUAAAUGAAGAUAAUUCACAACAAGAUAAUAAUGGAGAACCCUCUUCAGCUGAAUUAAUACAACGACUAAUUACUGAAUUAGAUCAA